Molecule: messenger RNA, 1619 nt
Organism: Lethenteron reissneri (Far Eastern brook lamprey)
Lineage: Eukaryota; Metazoa; Chordata; Hyperoartia; Petromyzontiformes; Petromyzontidae
Product: sodium channel protein type 3 subunit alpha-like
Source: RefSeq, a predicted model, not a curated record
CCUGCGAAUGAGCUGAGCUCUUCCUCGAAUUUCCAUCUACUAUAGCAGCCCACUCCCACCUCCACCACCACCAUCCCACCCAAACCCCAACCUCUUCCAUUAGUUGCCGCGAUAAUGUGUCGGCCCUGAGCCUCUUGCGCCCGAUGUAAGCCGUUGUCUCGACAGCUUGCUGGCGCCCGCCAGCUUGGAUGUUUGGUGUUCACAGUGACUGGGAUUGCACACGGCCACUGGAGUAUGUGGAACGCGGGAAAUAAAAAGAGCGCAGGCAACGGCAGGUGGCAUCCACCCAUGGUUUAUUGAUCACUCUCCGUCUCUUGCAAAGCAAAGGCAUCGAUGUGACAUUACUUUCGCGUGAACGAGCACGCUGGUGCAUCGCACGAUCUGGACACUUAAAAUAUUAAACGCACGCACCUCGCACACAUCACACACGCCACACACACAUUGCACAGCCGUUUCCACACCAAACUGCAAUGCAUACAUCCGAAAACUGAGACGAAACAUUUUCCACAAAUAUAUUUCCUCCUCGAUAGCUUCGCAAAACCACACUGCGCAGGGUACAAUCAUCAAGGACUUUACACACACACACACAUUAUAUUCGCAUGUAAUAUACAAACACACAUAGACGAUCGUGACUGAGUGGCGCAUAUCUUAAUGAUGCUCGAGAGAGGUCAGAAAGUUUUUAUCUUUGGGCGCAAAUAAUUCGAAGAAAUACGAAAAUUGAAAUUGUUGCGUUUUUUCCCCCUCAGAAAUUACGGCUCCGACAGAAAUUGGUUUCACUCGUAAGGCAGCGAGCGGACACCCUGAAGUUCAACAUUGUGCUCGCUCCUUACCACGUACAAACACACGACACCCAUUAUCGAUGAGCCUAGUAACUCGCCUCCCGUGGUGUUGGAAAAACGAAGCACGCAUUACCAGUACCAGCUCCUAGCGCAGCCACAACAACGACAACGACCACGACCCGAAACCAAACCAUAGCGCACAUUUUCGCGCAGCAAGAUCGCGCAGAUGAGGACCCAGCGUCAACUCGUGCUGAAAGACGAGGAGCUAUCGUUAGUCUAUGGUUGAAGUGAGACUCAAAUGAGUACCCAUUGUCAUCGCAAGGGCUGCCUUUGUCCGCGGGAUAGACCGACGAUCUGCUGCUGUUAUCCUGCGCUGGACUAAGGACGCGUGCACUUACAAGGACGUGGACACGAGGUACAUUUAAGACAAUGGCAUCGUCACUGGCACUGCCUCUGUCCGACGGCUUUUUCCGCCGUCUCAGCAAGGAGUCGCUCAAAGAAAUCGCCGAUCAGAUCGCCGAGGAGAAGGCAAACAAGGAGGCGGGAGACAAGAGCCUCCUGGAUUUUGUCGAGGAGGAACUCAAGCCUCUCAGCUUUCUGGAGGCCGAGAGGAAGCUGCCGUUCGUCUACGGGGACGUGCCCAAGGAACUCAUCUCGGAGCCCCUAGAAGACCUGGAUCCCUUCUACAGGAACCAGAUGACGUUCAUUGCGGUGAACAGAAAAAAGAGGAUCUACAGAUUUAAUGCGACAAACUCCCUUUAUUUGUUCAGUCCAUUUAACCCCGUGCGGCGCAUUGCCAUCAAGAUCCUAAUACACAUAUAUCCUUUUAUGUUCUGCUGA